Messenger RNA from Oenanthe melanoleuca, 7071 nucleotides. It is a transcript of the gene SLC44A5, whose product is annotated as solute carrier family 44 member 5. NCBI's taxonomy places the organism in Eukaryota, Metazoa, Chordata, Aves, Passeriformes, Muscicapidae. Gene Ontology annotation, biological process: transmembrane transport. The record is from RefSeq and is a predicted model, not a curated record. Gene Ontology annotation, molecular function: transmembrane transporter activity. Bases 179 to 2329 code for a protein of 716 amino acids. Gene Ontology annotation, cellular component: membrane. The transcript is spliced from 22 exons.
GGGCGUGGGGUGCGGGCGGUGCUGCGGGCGGCCGCGGCAGAGCGGAGCGGAGGCUGCCCGGCCGCCGCCGCCGCCUCUCAUGCCUUCACGGCAACAAAGAACGCGCUGAGCGGCGGGCGGAGGCGCCGGGCCCCUGGCUGUGCCCCGGCAGUGCCAGCGCGGAGGGCGGCGGGAGACGAUGGCGAGGAAGGGCGAAGCCUCCGCACAUCUCUACGGUGAACCAAGGAAAUUUGACCCAAAGUUCAGAGGACCUGUUCAUAGCAGACGCUGCACAGACGUAAUUUGCUGUGUGAUCUUCAUAGUUGUCAUUCUGGGUUACAUUGCAUUGGGAGUUGUGGCUUGGGUGCACGGGGACCCCAGGAAAGUGAUUUAUCCAACUGACAGCUAUGGGCAGUUCUGUGGUCAGGGAGACACCCCCAAUGAGAACAAGACCAUUUUGUUUUACUUCAACAUUCUGAAAUGUGCCAGCCCCGUAGUGAUAAUAAACCUACAGUGCCCUACAACACAGCUUUGUGUCUCAAAGUGCCCAGACAGAUUUGCAACCUACUCUGAUGUUCAGGCUUCGUACAGAUAUAGACCAGAUCAGUGGAAUUACUUCAGGCAGUUCUGCAGACCUGGUUUUAACAAUCCUCGCAAGUCUGCUCCUCAAGUCCUACGUGAUGAAGAUUGUCCUUCGAUGAUCGUUCCAAGCAGGCCUUUUCUGAAGAGAUGCUUCCCAGACUUCUCCACGAAGAAUGGUGUGUUGACCGUGGCAAAUCAGACUACAUUCAAAGAUGGAAGAGGGAAAACAAGAAAUGUAACUGAUCUCAGGGAAGCUGCAAAUGGCAUCAAUAUUGUCCUGGAUGCAAGAUCAGUUGGAAUGAAAAUUUUUGAAGACUAUGCCAUUUCUUGGUAUUGGAUUUUAAUUGGGCUGUUCAUUGCAAUGUUGCUGAGUCUGCUGUUCCUUGUGUUAUUGAGGUUCACAGCUGGGGUUCUCUUCUGGAUUUUCAUCUUUGGUGUGAUUGGAAUUAUAGGAUAUGGCAUCUGGCAUUGUUACUGGGAAUAUGAUCAUCUUAAAGGAAUACCUGGAUCUGACCUCACUGUUUAUGAUAUUGGAUUCCAGACAGACUUCAAAGUGUACCUGCAACUGAGGCAAACAUGGUUAGCAUUUAUGAUAAUACUUUGUGGUGUUGAGGUCAUAAUCAUACUGAUGCUGAUCUUCCUAAGAAAUCGGAUCCGGAUUGCUAUUGCACUGUUGGAGGAAGGUAGUAGGGCAAUUGGCUAUAUAAUGUCUACACUAUUCUACCCAAUUGUCACCUUCUUACUCAUUGCAAUUUGUAUUUCCUACUGGGCUGUGACAGCUGUUUUUCUGGCCACAUCAGGAGAACCUAUAUAUAAAAUAAUGGCUAAUCAAACACUGUGCAAGUAUGCAAACCUGACUUGUGACCCGGAGACUUUUAACACAACCAAUGUGACUAAACUGUGCCCAGGUGCUCAGUGUACUUUUGCUUUUUAUGGAGGAGAAAGCUUGUACCAUAAGUACAUCUUCAUCUUCCAGUUAGCCAAUGCCUUUGUCUUUCUCUGGCUGGUGAACUUUGCAAUUGCACUGGGUCAGUGUACCCUUGCUGGUGCCUUUGCCUCUUAUUACUGGGCCUAUCAAAAACCAGCUGAUAUUCCACUGUGGCCACUCUUCUCUUCGUUCGGACGAGCAAUACGAUACCAUACAGGUUCACUGGCAUUUGGAGCCUUAAUUAUUGCAAUUGUCCAACUUAUUAGAAUAAUACUGGAGUACCUGGAUCACAAACUGAAAGGUACUCAGAACUCCUUCACUAGAUUCCUUCUCGGCUGCCUCAAGUGCUGUUUCUGGUUAUUGGAAAAAUUCUUAAAAUUUAUAAACAGAAAUGCCUACAUCAUGAUUGCCAUAUAUGGUAAAAACUUCUGCACCUCGGCUAAGGAUGCAUUCUAUUUGCUCAUGAGGAAUGUGGUGAGGGUUGCAGUUCUCGACAAAGUUACAGACUUCCUUCUGUUUCUGGGGAAAAUCCUUGUUGCUGGUGGUGUAGGUGUUCUUGCAUUCUUUUUCUUCACACACAGAAUACCAGUCUUUGCACAGGAAGUGCCAACACUAAAUUACUACUGGGUGCCAUUGUUGACAGUCAUCAUUGGCUCCUACCUAGUUGCACACGGGUUCUUCAGCGUCUAUGCAAUGUGUGUUGACACGCUCUUCCUCUGCUUUUGUGAAGACCUGGAAAGAAAUGAUGGAUCUACAGCAAAACCCUACUUCAUGUCAGCUAGCCUCCACCGAAUUCUAGGGAAGAAGAAACUAAGCCCUAAGAAGUCAGUGGAAUCAUGAAUGCUAAACCUCAACAUCAAAAAGUGUUUUCUAAGCAAAACGUGUAUAAAGUAGGCAAAAGUAAAACCUGUAAAUGAUGCUUUUGGUUAAUGGGUGAUUCUUUUUUCCUUUUGCUUAUAUAAAAAAAAAAAAAAAAGAGCAACAUUGGUAAUGUUUAUCUAGUUUAAAUGCUUAAACUAACAGCUGUGAAAACAUGGCCACAUUUUAGUUUAUAGAGUGCCUAUGAAAAGCAAAAUGUAAAUUUGAAACUUUUAUAAGUGUAUAAUGAUGUUUUAAUAACUUUUGUAAUACAAGUUGCUGCCUUAGAUGACAGCAGUUUUGAUAUAAUGUUUCUUCUUAUAAGUGUAUAUUUGUAAAAGAAAUUCAGGCAAUUUUUAAAAGCACUAAUGUAUAACCUAAUUAGCCAUAAAAAAGAUAGUUUGAGACUCUAGUUAAUGAGGAGAUGGUACUAAAUUUGUAAAUAUGGUGCUAUGAUUGUAUUUUUUGUACAAGCUAUUUCACGGCUAUUUAAACUGUGAUUAUACAUGCAUUAAUGAUUCCCUAAACUAAAAAAUGUAGUGAUAUUUUAAUCACAUCCACAAUUGCAUCUUUUAAGACAUGAUGGUACCCUGCAGGUCCCAAAGAAGGUAAUCAGAAAAGACUUUAGUUGAUACUGCUUAAAGUGAAGUUUUCUGGGAGUUGUGCCUAAAAGAUGAUAUAACUGAGAGAAGGUCCCACUGCAGCUGGAGUGAUUUGUGGUUCACACAAAUGAGGUUUCAUCUGGUACAAGAUGGUGAAUGUAUAGUUUUUAGCUGAUGUCUAAGAGAGAUGCACAUGUGUUAGUAUCCCCCUAUCUCUGGCAAGUCUCUGAUUGCAUUCUGUGUUACAAGAAAGUUGAUCCUCACUGAAAGCAAAACUAAAUGCAGUCUCUUUUUCAUUGAAAGUCUUUGCUCUGUGUAUGUGCACAAGGAGUUCCAUUGACCCUGCCUGGCUUAGGAGGGCUCCUCCCAAGACACUGGAGUGACUGUGCAGGUGCCCAGGGCCAGGGCUGUGCCUCCUGCACGUGGUCCCAGUGGCUCCCGGUGGCUCACACAGUAAGGCACUGGGACCCCAAACUCAAGUCUUCUCAUGGAACAGGAUGAAUUAUUCAAUUACUGAGAGAUGCUCCAGAAGAUUUAGUUUGCUUUUUGAUUGUUAAAUUUGCCCAGUCAUUAGUAUGAAGUCAUUGAUAGACCUGCUGGUAGAAAGCACAUUAACAUUUGGUGUGGUUUAUGACCCUCCCAGAGGUGGAACUGUCACUGCUCUGCUGAUGGAAAAAGUCUUAACACUGGGGAGUUUCUCAAGUCUGUUACUGCCAAGGCUGAGCUAAAAAGAUUUUAAUUUAUUAAUUUAUUAGCCUCCUGGGUGAGCCAAGGGUUCAGGCAUACUGAGACCUGCCCCUAGUUUUCAUGCAUUCCAGUAUACUGAAAAGUUAUUCCACUACAGUCCACUUUCCAGGAGUGGCAUGUGCCAUACAUUUGCCAGUUCUGUGAUGGGAGGUCAGCACCUGGAAAUACUUUGCUAACCCUAGAAGUCCACUGAUGUCACAAAAAGAAAUACAAAUUCUUUUCCUAAUGACUUGAAGCCAAGUUUCUGGGGAAACUGACCAUCCACAUCCCAAUGGGAUUUUACUCUCUAACUUGCUCUCUUUCUAACUUUGCUCUCUGGUUUGUGUUGGCUGUGGUCACUGCAAAGGCAGUGACACUGUCCUUCAUGCCAUGGAUCUGGGGUCAUGUUGAUGCACAAGUGACCACCAUCCACAUGCUUGCAGUCGUGGCCAUGGCAAGAUCUUGAAAUUCAGUGACCUGAGGUGCAAGUGGGAGUGUCCUUGUAAGCUUUCUCUGUGGUGCAGUGGUGGUGGAGCCUUUUCCCUGAAGCAAAAAUGAGGGAUUCAGUUUAAGACUCAAAGAAGGUAAAAUAAAGGCAUACAGCUCCAAAUGUAGCUACUGACUGUAGGCACCUUUCAAUUUCAGUAACCCCUCCUGAGAUACCCUAGAUACACUUGACUUUUGGAAAGGACUGAGAAUCCCACCUUUGGGAAAAAAAAAAAAGGACUUUUGAGGGAUGAAGUUUUUCAUUAUCAUCAUAAUCAUCAUCAUCAUCAUCAUCAUCAUCAUCAUCAUCAUCAUCAUUCCUUUCUCAUUAUGUACAUGGCAUGGAUUACACCCCCCCCUCAUAAUUCUAAUAUUUUCUGAAAAUUAAGUCAGUAACUUUUGGGGGUAUGUGUAACCAUUCUGUGAUUAAAAAAGCUGUUGGUGUCAUUACAAUCCAUAUUCCAAAGCUUUUUUUUUUUUUUUUUUUUUUUAAUACUACUGAUUAAUUUUCAGCUAAAGAAACUGCAUUACAUAAUCUAUAUUUCUACUGGACUUGAGUGUCUUACUGGGAGCUCAACUGAAAAAGCAUAUUUCUGAAUAUAGCUUGUUUUUUUAAUCAUAUGAAUGUAACCAGAGUUCACUAGGAAUAAAACAUAACAGAAAUAGUAUACAGUUAUUUGAUUAGAAAACUUUUGUAACAAACCUAUGCAUUUACUAAAGUAAUUUCUAAAAGUGAAAGUUUUAAAUUGUAUUAUUAUUUAUAUAUGGUAAAAAAAUAUAUAUGGAUAAAUUUGCUCCUCUCACUAUUUUGUGAAAGUAUUUAGAAUGUAACUGAUCAUCUUUUCUGAGAAGAAAAUUUAAAAGCCAUUAUCUUAUGAUGUAAUUAUGAGAACUGUGAAAAUACAAAGCAAUAUCAUGUAGAUUUUGUAAUUAAUAAAUUCAAUAAGUAAGUAGUAAUUAUUUAAUAUUAAAAUUGGCUUUAUAAAAAUAAUUUGCUAAUAAUUACUAAGUCAAAAUUAAUGAAAAUGUUUACUUGGGAAAGAUUCACCUAAGAUGUUACAAGGCUAUCUUAUUAUAAUGGUUACUAAUUAGUCCUGUGGGCCAGAGUCUGCAGAUGUGCACCACAGUGGAGGUACUGAUAUUGACAUUUAUGGAUUUGGACUUUGACUUUGUUGCUUGGUUUAGUAUAAAAUCCAGAAUUCCGGGGUGGAGCAGGUCAGACGUGCUGUGCUCGGUGCCCACAGGCUCCCGGGGCUCCUGCUCCCAGGGAGGAGCUGGGAAAAGCCCGUGGGGCUGAGGAAAGACCCUUUUGCAUGAGCAGAAAAAAAAAGAACAUUGUCAAGAUCAGGAACAAGCAGAAUGUAGAAACCAAGGCAGUAGAAUGCACCUGCUAUCACUUCCAUGAAAUCGCCUUUGUUUAGUUUGGUUUGGAGUCACUGUCUCUCCCUACAAAUUACUGAAUGGCUUUCAUUUACAUGUUUUAUACCAAAGUUUUAAUGUCAAGCCUUCAAAUUUUGUAAAAAAUAAACCAAAAACCAAAAAACAAACCCAGCAAAACAAACAAACAAAUAACCCCAUGGAAACUAAACACAGAAACGAGAAGAUAGGAUAACUUCUUCUGCUGAGGUGUUUUUUUUUUCCAAACAGUAUUCAGCAGAUGAUUCUUGGGUGGUCCAAGAAUGCUGAGUAUUCUUUUAAAUGUUAGAAUUUAAUGAAAUAUUUUACUAUUGCAUGUUCUGCUGUAGAACAAGAAAAAUAUUUUAGUGGAUGCAACGUCAGGCUGAUUCUGGAAUAGUCAGGAAGUGUUCUUCCACAAAUAGGCUGUCAGAGAAGUGAUUGUGAGGAAUAAACUGACUGGUUUUUGGGUAACCCAGAAUGUCUCCCUUUGACCAGUUGCUCAGCCUGGACAGCUGUGUCCUUGCAGACAAAGUGCCUUACUGGCUGUUACUUUACCUGGCUUACAUUUUGAAAUUCAUUUAUAUCAUGUAGACUACAAAACAGAAAAGGCUGGAGAGGAAAACAAACAUUUUAUUUCAAAUUGACUAACAGAAAAACUGUAGCGAGGAUGUCGGAUGUGUUUGCACUGUGUGAUGCAGCAUCCAUCACUUCCCUGUUGCUAUUGUCAGAUUAGGAAAGUUGAUGGUGUGGUCUGGAAGAAAACAUGACAAUAGUGUUGCAAGACUGUUCCAUUUUUUUACAGAUUUUUUUUAAAUAGCUUUAAUUUGUGGUAUAGUGGACUUCUGAGUAGGGCCCGUUCUGCUUUCUUUACAAUGAUCAUGUGUGUUGUACCUAUGUAACUGUGGUAGAACUGGGCUCUUGCUACUUACAACAGAAGGAGUAAAGCUGAAAAUUACAUAUAUAUUACUGUAAUAUAUCUAUCUGCCUGUUUAUAAGCAUUAAGAUCCUUCUCCAUUUCAAGACUGAUAAUUUCCUACUCUGGAACUGUUUUAUAAAUUGUUCUAAAUUUUUUUAACUUUUGAUACAGGCAAUGAUUUUUGGGGUAGUAUGUAAUUUGUACUUCACUGUAAGCAAUUAGAAAAUGAGUGUUUCUUCAUGUUCAAGUAACACUAGUGCUACUAAUAUUAAAAUUGUCUGUUACUCUAUGCUACAAAAUGUCUACAUGCAUGUGUUCCAAAUAAUGAAUUUUAAAACCAUAAAAAUGGCUCUUUGAGGUUUAAGAAAUGAGAGGUAGGUUACUGUUUCAUUAAUAUGAUUCUUAAGAUUGUAUUGUUUUGCUGAAACCGAAUUAACACGAGAAUGGUGAUUUGAGCUCUAAACCCUGUUUGCUUCUGCUAUGCAGAAAUAUAAUCCCAUUGUUUAAAUAUCUUUGAUAACGGAAGAGCUUAAUUUUGUUGUUACUUCACCGUUUUACAGUUCUUGGGGAUUGUUCUAAUAAAAAUUUCGAUGUAA